AGUGCAUCGUGCACCGGACGGCUUCGAUCCGUUUGUUCGACACUGGUUCGAACUACACCCUCUCUCCCUCUUUCCGGUGGUUUAGUGACACAUCCUUUAGACGCGUGUGAUAGCACAUCCUUCCCGCAGUGACCACGGACGUCCGCUUGUCAGUGUUGAUUGAAUGUUUUCAAUUCCUUGGAAAUCAUAUGACAAAAAGUGCAUAUGACAGGAUUGUUGAUUGACGGCAUCGACGAGCCGAACCGUGUGAAACGAUAAGCAUCCCUUAAUGCUUGAACGACCGCACGUGCUAGUGUAAGCAUCUCUUGCUGUGUACGUCUCCUGCACCAUGCCAAAAAGCGUGCCAAAGACCGGUGACAGAUACACCGGCAGCAGCAGCACCUGUCAGCCGUCCGGUGCAAGAAAGCGAAAACACGAACCUGUUGCAUCCGGUCCGUACCAGCUAGCGGACCGGUCUAUCACUAGCAGGAAGCCCGUUUCCACGGCAGCACGAUCAUCAGCGGCCAGUCAACAGUCGCCCACCGUUGCCAUGCCCUCCAGUGCGUCCGAAUCCCCUCCGACCGGACGUGGUGCGGCAGCAACGGACUUGAUGCUGCAAGCGCUCGGCCGCAUACGGGAGCUACAGGAUGAGCUGGAUUUUUUACAAAAUGACCCGUACGCAGAAGACACGGACGACGAGGAGGAGGAGGGGGCCGGGGUCGAAGUGCAGCACGGCGCUGUGAGGCAGCCGCCGGUGCAGGUGAUCGGUGGUCGCCAAGCGAAAGCGAUCGGAUGGGCAGUUUGUGCCCGGGAAACGAUGCAUUUUCUCCAACGUGAAGGCAUCCCGCCGGACAGCCCGCUGAUGGUGAACCUGCGGCGACGGUUGGUCGGUCGGGCUCGGGAUGAUCCGGACGAGGGAUGUGCGUCCUGCUAA
This is a messenger RNA of Anopheles arabiensis, 913 nucleotides long. RefSeq lists its product as uncharacterized. The transcript has a single exon. Bases 329 to 913 code for a protein of 194 amino acids. The record is from RefSeq and is a predicted model, not a curated record. Lineage: Eukaryota; Metazoa; Arthropoda; Insecta; Diptera; Culicidae.